GAAGUUUCAUCUCGUUUAGUGGCAACAUACUUGUUCAGAGUUUCUUGACAGACAAAUUCACUAAUUAAAUUAAAACAAAGGACUUUGCUCACGGCCACACCAACUAAAUGCCGUUAAGCUUAAAUGAAUGCGAUUUGGAUGCUGCAGCAGAUCCUGCAGGACAUGUGGGUGGACCCGCAGAUCCUGGCCGAGCUGGACGACGACCAGAAGCAGACGCUGUUCUGCCGCAUGCGCGAGGAGCAGGUGCGGCGGUGGACGGCGUGGGACCGGCGCCAGGACGACCGCGUGACGUCACGGCGACCCGGCGCAGCGCAAAAACAGGUAAAAUUCCUGCUGGGUGAGGAUGGAGAGCCGUGGGUGUGGGUGAUGGGCGAGCACCCUAACGACCCCACCAUCGACCAAAUACUGGAGCUGGAGGCGCGCGAAGAGGCCCGGAGACUGGCCGAGCUGGAGGCCAAGCACAUGAGGUUGAAGAUGGAGGCGGAGCUCAGCCAGUUGCUCGACCUGAACGCCCAGCACAUCAAGGCCAUGGAGGUGUCCCAGAUGAAGGACAGGGCGGAAGACGAAGCCAACACGUACUGCUCGGUGGACGAUCUGAUGCACUCGCGGCUCGACAAGCCACUCGCGGCACUCGCUGGCGAGAACCUCCCGGCUGAGAAGCAGAAUGGCGCGCAGAACGCCUCUCUCGGGAAGCAGAGCAAGGUGGUGCAGGGCGUGGCUCUGUGGGAGCGGCGGGUGACGGAGGAGCGCACCUCGCAGAUCUUCAGGAACCUGCGGGACAGGAAGGCAGAGGUGGAGCGUGAGGCGCUGGAGGCAGAGAGCAGACAGGAGCUCAUGUGGCAGGAACAAGAACGGAGGGCGAAAGAGGCGGAGCAGCAGAUCAGGGAGAUAGCGCGUCGAGCGAGAGAGGAGCAUCGCCGCACUUCCGUUCUUGACUCGUUGCCUCAAACACCUACGAGUCCAUCACCCGGCAGCACGGCCCCCGAGACUGCCCCCUCCUCGCCGCUCAGCAGGGAGGCUGUGGUCCAGUGGUACCUGUGCAGCGAGGUCCCCAGAGGCGCCGGCAUCUGCCUCGACACUGUCCAGCCCUGGUUCCACGGCUUGAUCACCAGGCAGGAGGCGGAGUCCCUCCUCCAGGGCCGGCCUGUGGGCUCCUUCCUCGUCAGGGUGUCGGAGAAGGUGUGGGGCUACGCCAUCAGCUACCGGGACGCAGACCGGUGCAAGCACUACCUCGUUGACGCUUCCAGCGGCCAUUACCAGUUCCUCGGCGCCAACCACCUCGUCCACGAUUCCUUGGCGGACAUGGUGACGUACCACACGCGCAACGCCAUUACUGCGGCCGGCGGCGAGCUGCUCAAGCUGCCCUGCCCGCACGGAGCCGUCCCGGCCAUCCUGCGAGGGGUGUCGUGGUCGUAGUGGCAGCAGUGAGGCCCGCGACACUCUGGCCGUCUCCGCGACCCACCAAGUGCCUCCCCGCUCAUUCCGCGCGGUCGCGUCUGUGUUACCACGUACCUGCGCUUUCCAUUACGCCCGCAGUCAACAGUUCAGGAAUACCAUGUUCAAGGAAGAGAAUGAUGAACACAAGUGAACUUCCAUACCUUGGCAUUUAUCGAGUAUAUGUACAUAUAGUGAAUGUAUAGUUCCUCACAAAACUUGAGUAUGAACAUAGUUGUUUCAUAAAAUAAGAGUAAUAGGUUAACCUAUUUUUAAUAUGUUCAGAGUGUAUUUUACAAAAUUUAAUUCGUACUGCUGUAAUUAUUUAAUGUUCACUGCAUAGAUAGAAUAAAUUUUUUUCUAUUGUU
Bacillus rossius redtenbacheri is the source of this 1802-nucleotide messenger RNA. Its product is annotated as SH2 domain-containing protein 4A-like. The record is from RefSeq and is a predicted model, not a curated record. The transcript has 9 exons. Bases 124 to 1416 code for a protein of 430 amino acids. Lineage: Eukaryota; Metazoa; Arthropoda; Insecta; Phasmatodea; Bacillidae. Gene Ontology annotation, cellular component: cytoplasm.